GACACCCCCGUGCACAUUCCACUAGACCGUCUGACUGUGUCCUACAGCAGAAGCAGUGGUCCUGGGGGUCAGCAUGUCAACAAAACCAACACGAAAGCUGAGGUCCGAUUCCACUUGCACACAGCGGACUGGAUCCCUGAAGAUGUCCGACAAAAAGUUCUGGAAAAGAACAAAAACCGUAUCACUAAGGCCGGAGAGCUGCUGGUGACGUCUGAGGUGAGCAGGAGUCAGCAGAGAAACCUCUCUGACUGCAUACAGAAGAUCAGCGCCAUGAUAGCCGAGGCCAGUGAGAAGCCCCGCCAAGCAUCGGCCGAAGACAUCGCUCUAAGAGCAGCCAGGUUGGAGAAGAGGAACAAAGAGCGACUCAGGCAGAAGAAAAUCCAUUCAGCCAUCAAGCACAGCCGACGAGUGGAUUUUGACUAAUUGUUCUAUUCAAAUAUAAAUUAUUUUUUAUCA
Molecule: messenger RNA, 456 nt
Organism: Austrofundulus limnaeus
Lineage: Eukaryota; Metazoa; Chordata; Actinopteri; Cyprinodontiformes; Rivulidae
Gene: mrpl58
Product: mitochondrial ribosomal protein L58
Biological process (GO): mitochondrial translational termination
Cellular component (GO): mitochondrial large ribosomal subunit
Molecular function (GO): translation release factor activity, codon nonspecific; peptidyl-tRNA hydrolase activity
Source: RefSeq, a predicted model, not a curated record